Messenger RNA from Chelonus insularis, 969 nucleotides. Its product is annotated as protein dpy-30 homolog. The coding region runs from base 312 to 641 and encodes 109 amino acids. The transcript is spliced from 3 exons. The record is from RefSeq and is a predicted model, not a curated record. Lineage: Eukaryota; Metazoa; Arthropoda; Insecta; Hymenoptera; Braconidae.
UGUAUAAGAUAAUUAAAUUACAAAAUAGUAUCUGUACAUACUAGCAUAAUUUAUUAAGUAAAUAUCUUUAUUCAUACGUUAAUCAUAACAAAUCGAUUAUUGUACUCCACAAUUUAUGUUUAACAAUAAAAUUUCAUAAAUAAGACAUAUAAAUUUCUCAUUCGAGACAAAGUUACUAUUAUCAAUGGUGAAUAUUACAGGAAUUUUAUUGUAAUAAUUACUUUAAAUACUGUGAAUAUAGUUAAUUUAGCUUUUAAUAAAUAUUUAUUUACUCAUUUGACAACGAAUUUUAUUAUUGAUUUGUUUAUAAAAUGGCUACAACUGGUGAAAAUGCAACAGAAGAACGUACAGAGUCAGUCCCAAGUCAACCAGUGAGCAAUGUUUCUGAAACUGCACACAAAGUCAUUGCCAUGGAAAAAGAUUCCGAUCUUUCGAGCGUGCCACCAAAGAAAUCUAGAGUAGAAGUCCAGUCUCUCCCAACAAGACAGUAUUUAGAUCAAACCGUAGUACCAAUUUUAUUACAAGCAUUAUCUAGUUUAGCUAAAGAGCGUCCUGCAGAUCCUAUUAAUUUUCUCGCAACAUAUCUUCUUAAGAAUAAAAGUCGUUAUGAUAAUAGUGGAUCAUCACCAACUAGCCAGUAAAUUAUAAUUAUUUAUAUUCUUAAAAUAAAUGAAAUACUAUCUUCUGGAUGUCUAAUUGUAUCCGUACUUUUUGUAAUACAAAAUUAUCCUAUUAUAUUUGAAGAAUUUCUAUCUUUAUAAUGCUGAUUCAUGAUUUGCAUAGAUUUCAUUGAAUGAUAAAUUUUUCACAUUUGUCUGUGAAUUGAAGUGUUUGAAUAUUUGUUAGGGUGACGAGACCAAUUGAUGGACAAAUUGUUAAAAUUAUAAAAAAUUAAAAUGCAAUAAAAUGUUUAUUGUCCUUUAAAGCAAGAUUUAGUUAAUUAAAAAAAUGUAAAAUUCUUUCUAUAAA